ACAGUUGAGUGGUGUAAUGUUGGCUAACAUGCGAAACUGCCAACUGCUGUUACAAAGACGUAGUAUAUAGCUUUCAUUUACUUAAAAGUUGUUGUAUCUUCGAUAGUUUAUGAAAACAGACGGAAUCAAAACUUACAUUGUAUGACCAAUUUAGCAACUCUGUCCGUUAAGACGUGUAAAAUUAAUUCAUCCCUGAAGCAGGUGAUUCAUAUGGGCAUGGCCUUGGUAACACGGAAGCCAAGAUGGUGAUCACGUAGGAGUGCUUGGAACAACGACAUCCGUAUUCGGUGAAGCUACAGCGUAAUAAACGUUGCACAGAUACAUCCGCGUGUGAAUCUAGUCAGUGAAGGUAGGCAUUACGUUUCGCAAGUCGUUUAUGUGAUUGUACUGUUUAUCAAAAUUCGAAAUCUCAAACCGAAAACAACCUAACCUGAUAAAGGCGUAAUAUUUCACGCACGAUGCCAGCAAGCGGUCCAGUUUACCAACCUACAACGGUUACAUAUGAACAACAGAACGAUUGGACACCGAUCAGUAACUUGUCGCAGUCUUUGUUUCGUAAUGGUUCUUCUCGAACAAACUGUAUCCAGUUGGCUUUUCUUAUGCUUGGUAUAAUCACUCUAGCUGCAGGUCUUGUCAUGAUCGUAGAAGGGUCUGUGGAUUUGUAUGACACAAAACAACAUGAUGCAGAAGUUGGUGAGACACCAGAUAGUGAAGCAAAGUCAGACAGCGAUCUGUUUAUUGUUAUUGGAGGGGUAGUGGUUCUGUUGUUGGGUAUUAUGUUUCUUGGGUUUUAUCUCCGCAUGAUUUGGAGGAGGAAAGUAUGCCCAUGUUUUCCAAGUAAAGAGCAGAGACUUGCAAGACAACUAGAUAAUCAAGUUGGGAAUGGACAGAUCUUGACAUUGAACCCGUCGACAGAUCUCCUUGUGACAGCUCAGUAUGCGCCCGUAUCAGAAAUUUCAUACCAGCCGCCUGCUGUCUCAGAGGAAGAGGAGACCCGCAAGUUGAUGGGAAGCGACAACAAGGAAUGCGUUGAAGAGAGUGAACGCAUGCUUGAAUCAGACCCUCGCAUCGUUCUCAGACCUCGUAGCCACGUUGAAGAAGCCUAAACAGAUGAGAGUGGCAUUUCAAGGAUUUCUAGCAUUUCAUCUAUUAAACGCAAAGUAUCCAGUGGUUCUUCUAGACUGCAGGCACCUCUAGCAGGUGUCGAAGAAAUUACCCCGUCUCUCCGCUCGUCAUUUGCGAGCGUCUACUAUAAUAUAACACCUUAUGAGUCCAUGUCAUCAAUUAAUUCAGGUGGCAGUGAUUCAGAUUAAUCCGAGCAGCUUACAUUUUAUAAAAGUUUUGUCGCAAUAUCUCAAAGAACAGCUGGAUUAUUCCGUUGAUAACUUAUCAUUUGUUUUGGGUGUAGAUCUGUACAAAUUCCUUCGGGCGAGAGUGAAUUGGCUGAAUUUUAAAUCGGCAGCGUUCUGCCGAACGCGGUUUAAUACGUAAUGGUUGAUGUAUUGAAGGAAAAAAAGAAUGUCCACAAAGGUAAAAAUAUUAAUUCUAUAAAAAAAGUUAUUUCAUGUCUGGAAACUUAAUGAUUUGUGAAGAAUGGUGUUAACAGUUUGACUCCAUCUUGACAGUUUUGAUAUAACUUGGUUUUGCGCAACGAACUGUCUUCGGCAGCUGCGUUUGUUUAUGUCUGUUACGCAAACCAUAUAAUCUUGCAGCGUUUACUUAAUCUUUUAACUUUUGCGGAAAGUGCUACUGACUUCGCCGUCAUAUUUUCAGUGUAUUUGUAACACAAAAGUGUUCUGCAGUUGUAAUUCACUGCCUUCCAAAUAUAAAAAAAUAUAUCUUCAUUUCCUAA
Messenger RNA from Zootermopsis nevadensis, 1852 nucleotides. Lineage: Eukaryota; Metazoa; Arthropoda; Insecta; Blattodea; Termopsidae. The record is from RefSeq and is a predicted model, not a curated record.